Messenger RNA from Aplysia californica (California sea hare), 3149 nucleotides. RefSeq names its product sodium/bile acid cotransporter 7-B. The coding region runs from base 200 to 1201 and encodes 333 amino acids. NCBI's taxonomy places the organism in Eukaryota, Metazoa, Mollusca, Gastropoda, Aplysiida, Aplysiidae. The record is from RefSeq and is a predicted model, not a curated record. The transcript has 12 exons. Gene Ontology annotation, cellular component: plasma membrane.
AACAAAUCGAGAGUGGUGUCCCUUGCCAAGUACCGUCGCUGCCCCAGACAGUAGACAAAACGUCAACAAUCAACGCAAGACAAGAGUUUCAAUUGGGACCCGCGAAGGUGGCUCAACUCAAACUCCAAUUUCAGCUUUUCUCUCGGAUGUCCAACCCGUGAGCGUACUCAAGGGUCUCUAUGUCUUGUUGCUAGCAGUCAUGAAAAACAAUCACUUUUGCUGUGGCAUAUUGAUCGUCAUUUUGUUUGCAAAACUGUUUCCCAGUAUCGGCAACGCCGGCGGUAUUCUGAAACCAGAAAUUACUGUCAAGUAUAUUGCGGUCUCCGUCAUCUUCCUCAACAGUGGACUGACUUUACCUACUGAGGAACUCAAAACUGCGAUUUUCCAAUGGCAGCUUCAUUUGCUCGUCCAAGGCUUUACUUUUGUCGUAUUUCCACUGAUCGUGUAUGGCCUUGUAUCAGUUCUUCAAUACACAUUCCUUCAUCCAGCCUUGCUGGAGGGAAUGACAAUUCUGAGCACGAUGCCUCCCCCUGUGUCUUCAGCCAUCAUUCUGACGAAGUCUGUGGGUGGCAAUGAGGCUGCCGCUGUCUUCAAUUCUGCAUUUGGGAGUAUGUUGGGGAUCUUUGUCACUCCGUCUCUCAUUCUGUUAUUGCUGGGCUCCUCCAAUGUGCAAGUUCCUACACAAAAAAUUUUCCAGCAGCUCUUCACCACGGUAGUUCUCCCCCUUAUCAUCGGCCAGAUCAUCCGCAACUCUCAAUACCGCUGGCUCCAGAGGCAGAGGAUUCCGUUCAGGACCAUUGGACACGUGCUCAUCUUGUUCAUCAUCUACACGACAUUCUGUGCCACCUUCUCCCGCACGGACAUCCAGAUGGACACUCUGUCUCUGCUCUCCACCAUUGUGUUAAUUUUUUGCCUGCAGUUGAGCUUCAUGUGUUUCCUCCUGUUGUUUAGUUCUCAUUCCAUGUUCAGUUUCACGUCCAAUGACUCGGUGACCAUUACAUACUGUGGGACGCACAAGUCUCUCACUUUGGGUAUCCCGGUGAUUGAGAUCAUCUUCGAGGGCGACCCCAAUAUCAGCUUCCUGUCUGUGCCCCUGUUGGUGUACAACCCCAUGCAGAUAGUCCUGGGUGGGAUGUCCAUUUCACUGUUCAGGCAGUGGCUCAUAGACCAGAAGACCAAGCGACGCCGACGCUCUGGUUGAAUGAGAGUGAGAGAGUGAGGAAACCACCAUUUCACUGGUAUCACGUGUAACCAUCUUGUGAUCUCACAAAUUGGAAUCGUUCUCCUGAUGUUGACUUUGGAUUUAGUGACACAUAGAGAAAGAGAGAGAGAGGGGGGAGGACAGAGAGUCUGAGAGAGACGGCGAAGAUGGAGGGAGAGGGUGAGAGAGGGGGGAACUUGAUUGAUGGUCAGCGAUUUCAUGUUCAUUCGUUGGUUGUUUCAGAUUUAGUGACAGAGACUUGAGUAAUGAUGAUGCUCCAAGACUAAGAUUUUGUGUUUUUCUGAUGUUGACAAAAGACAUAGGCUUCUCUGUAAUAAAAAUAAAAUGAAUAUUUAGUGACUGGGAUUUGAUUACUGCUCUGCCAUCAUUCCGUGUUCUUCACAUGGUGACCAUAGAUGUACUGACAUGGACUUGAUUGAUGCUUUUUACAGACUCUACCAUUCUGUGUUCUUCCACUGGUGACGUAAGAUUUAUUAAGUGACUUCGACUUAAUUGAUACUUUACGGACUCUACCGUCCUGUGUUCUUCACUCGGUGACAAUAAAAGUAUUUAAUGACAUUGACAUGGACUUAAUUGAUGCUGUAUGGACUGGACCAUUCCAUGUGCUUCCAGUGGUGACUGUAGGUUAGUGACAAGGACCUAAUGCAGGCUAAUGCUGGUCUUUGAUUCCAUUUUCUUUUGGUUGUGUCUUCAGAUUUUGCAACCGACUUGACUGAUGCUUUACAAUUUACAGACUCUGCCAUUCCAUGCUCUGUUGGAGGCAUUGACAAUCUAGAUAUUAUAUAUCAUGUGAUUAACCUUUUUGCCAUUUCAUGUUCUGUUCAUGGUGACUUGGGAUUAAGUUUCAGAUUUCAACUUGUGAUGCGAUGCUCAACUUUGCCAUGUACUUCUGUUCACAAUGGUCAGAAUCUAAUGACUAAUGUUUUGGACUUGGCUCAAACUGUUGUAUUUUUAGCAGGGUUCACACAAAGUACUGUCAGACCUCGUUUUACAGCCCCCCUUUAUUAUACCGCCAGCCCCACUUACCACCAGGUUUUGCCAAAACAUGAAAAGGGAUGCCUGCACUUUAACAUAGUAUAAAUAUUUGUGCCUUCACACCGCCAUCUGCCAACUGUCUGAGCUGUACGGUCCUUAUUUAACUGAUGUAAAUGUGCCCCACCAUACCGCCAGCCAACUUACCGCCAGAGGUACACAAUACACAACACCCACUGGCUGGCUACUUUAUCAUCUUUCUCCGAGAAAGACACAGCGGUAGAGAAAGAAGACUCUCGGCUCUGAAUACAUGUAUCACUGUUAUCACCAACAAAAAGACACUUUGCAAACACAUUGAACUGCAGAAUCAUGUUCCUUGACGUUUGGCAGUCUGGGUUAUGCAACAGAGAAACCCUGUUGAGCUUGAACUGCCAGCCUUGCUGUUCCGCCAACUUCAUGCUCAUCCCAAGGGCGGCGGUAUAAUGAAGUUUGACUGUAAUGUACUGUGCAUAACGUAUGUGUGUAUGUUUUGGUGUGCAUGAAAAAAGACAAUAAGAAGUGGGAUUGGAUGGGGGGGAAGGGGGGGGGGUUGCAUAUUUUGCCCCUUAUACAUUCAUUGUGUAUCAGUACGUAUGGUUGAAAAUCUUAUGAAUAAAAUAUUGAAAUGAAGCUGCAAGAGGUUAUGUAACUUGCACAAAGCGUGUGUGCAUGUGUGUGUGUAAAAGCUGAAAGUGCUUUUGAUGAGGUGGAUUGUUAUGAAUCAUGGAAGACCUCACACAGUUCUGUCAGUUCAAAACGAGUGCUGUCUUUUUAUUUUGUUGUUGUUGAAAGAUCUACUACUUUAAUGGAUUCAUUAUAGAAUCUAGUCAUUUUGUUCUUGUUCUACAUCUUACCUUUUUAUAAAGGCAAAGGAGUAUAAAAAAAUUAAAAUUAAAGAGAGCAUUCCUUACACUUA